Porites evermanni is the source of this 25038-nucleotide messenger RNA. Lineage: Eukaryota; Metazoa; Cnidaria; Anthozoa; Scleractinia; Poritidae. The record is from the annotation of a GenBank genome assembly.
GUCAGCAAAGCAAAACGAUGUUAUCAUUGCCUCGAAGAUGUAGGUUCGGGUGAUGACAUUGCGUUGUGUAACAGCAACCAGAUUUCGUUGCCUUGUUUUUAUCGACAAUUUCCCACUGUUGGAGAAGGUCAAUGCUUUACCGCAGCAGGGAGGUUCAAGUACCUGGACGGGUCCGAGGUUAUUCACACAGGUAUAGCACGAGGAUGUAUUGACUGCAGAGGUAAGAGAACUUGACAGCGGAUAUCUGUGAAUAUCGACCAUAGGUAGGAAAUAUAAAAUCUUGCAAUCUUGGUAUUUUUAAUUGCGGGCGACAAGAGGAGUCCGUAAUCCUAAUCUCCAGGUUGUAAUUACGCAUGCGUCGCAUGUAGCCAGCAUUUGUUUAGACUUACACUAAGAAUGAUUGGAAUGCACAGAACGCAAUUUGACCACUCGUGUUUAGACCUUCUAUCACUUGCAAUCUGAUCACGCGUGCUUUGGCGCGGGCGUCAAGUUAAGGCGCUUCAUAUCCCCGCCCCCCCCCCUCCCCCAUUUUCUUUUUGGGGGCCUGUAAUACGAGAUGCAAAAAGAUCUCGAUUUGAAACUAAUUCAAAUAUCAUUCAACCUACAAAGCUUCUGAACGUACAGAGUAUAAGCGUAAUUUUAACACACAUUUUGAGUGGUUAUUUUGUCUGAUUUUAUUUUCUUCAAAACGGAUACAGCUAUAAUGAUGAUAUGCCUUCACCCUUUUGCUUUUAUAUACUCGAUGUUUGGAUACCUCCAUCAGAUGCGAGCAUUAACGCUACUGUUUUGAAACUAUUACUUUGCUUGUUGUCUUUUUUACAGACAAAGCAGCAGCUUGUGGAACAUUAAGAGCCGCUUUUGAUACACAGCCUCAAAACUGGACCUUGCUGGAUUGUAACAUUGAGUGCUGUACUGGCCAUAACUGUAACAACCAGAACGUCACUGUGGUUCCUCCAACAGCCGCUUCAACUCCAACUCCUUCAACUCGACCUACAUCUGAGCCACAUGGUAAUUCUUGUUGUAAUAUGUCAAAAACAAGGGCAAGCACGAAGCCCGAGUUUUUGACAUGUCUACUUAAAUGAAACUAUAAGAAAUUAUGCAGUGAUGUGCUUUCUCUGGUAUUGCAUUGUUUCCAUGAGUUGUGUUAAUCAAUAAAACAUCUCAGUGAAAUGCAAGUGUUUGAGCUCAGAUGAAAAACAUGUUUCAUUUCAAAUGAAAACCCGGUGGUGUUUUAUCUGGUGUUUCAUUACGUAUCAAAAUUCAUCCACCUGACCCAAAUGGUCGUCAUUUAUUGGCUUUUGACUGCAUGAGUAAUUAAUGAGUUUAAAAAUUGCUUGUUUAAAAUUCGCCUCGGCCAAUCAAUAUAGUGACAUGGAAUGAAACAGGUCCUAACUGAUAUCAGCCCGUUUUCUAGCGCCAAGCAAUCUUUUAAAGGUCAUGAUGACCACAUCAUUGAGGUUUUCGUACCUUUACGAGAGCAGUAUGGGCUCUUUAACUUUCUUGAUAAUCCUUGUUUCUGUAGGUUUUUGAUGUACCAGUUAUAGAUCGCGGCAAAAGGCAGCAGCAUUACAUCGCGCUACAACUAAAUCUUCAACCCAUUUCUCUCGUGCAUCAGAUUCGCCCCAACCAAACCUCAGCUUCUUCCACCUUCACAGACUCGAAAGGGUUAACAUAAAUUUCGGAUUUGGAUUCACAGAAUCCUUUUGAAAACAACAACAAUAACAACAAACAACCAAACAACAUCGGCUUUUAUUCUUUCAGGAAGCCGAUAUUGGUAACAACAAAUCUUCCUGGUUGGGUGCCCCAAACGCUGAAAGCGCACUUUCACAAUGCCCUGAAUUAUACCUUGUCGCAAAGUGGCGUAUUAAAGCAUACGGCUGUUUAUUUAUUUAUUUGUUUAUUUUCUUUUCCUUUUUGCUCUUGUUACGCUAACAACGUUAGACCGCAACUUGUAUCCACACGGUCCAGAACAGCAUGAUAACGAGAUUACUGAAGAUACCUUCUACCACAUAUACGGCUGCAACAGAAUCGAUGCUGACCGGUUUGGAAUCCCAUUUUUCAAAAAAAGGCAUAGCAAAGUGCAUGUAAGUAUUUUUCUUAUACACCUUAUUCCAAAAAUUGCAGCAAUAUUCCUUAGCUUUUCUUUUAUAUUUACACUAAUUAUUUAUUCAAAUGAACUUUUUUUCUUGAAACGAGGUAUUGAGAGCCAAUUAUCGUAAUAACAAAAUAAUAACAAAAUUUACCGCCAAUUUGGAAUAACGUGCAUUGGCACUAUUCGUCCUUUGAACAACUCUGUGCCUGGCACUAGUAGUUCAAAACGUGAAUAACGGCAUAAUCUACCGAUUAGAUUUUAACAGACUUUUAUCCAUUGCGUAGCACAAUUGGUUUCAAUAGAUAAUUUAUCCGGGAGAUAUAGAGCUAUCAGACGUUAAACAACCGGUGCCAGGUUUUUAGUCCUUACCAACAACCCUGCCUGGUUUGUACUUGUUCAAGGCCAGAGUGAUUCUGCGUACCUUAUUUACCCUAAGCAGGAAUUGUCACACUUGUUACAAUGCAGUAAUCUGGAUCGGUUUCAUAGGAAAGUACAUUAUUGCAAUUAUGAUUAUGAUUAUGAUUAUGGUUAUGAUUACUAUCAUCAUUAUUCUUAUUAUUAUUCGUUUUUUUAUUAGAUUUGCGCCAACGGUAAAAUCCAAUUUGAAGAUCAAUGGAGUUAUUUCUGGCCCCAAAAAUUUGGCAGGGCUUACUGGUGGAUGAGAAAUAGGGCGAUUAUUGCCCCAUUUUGGGCGGCAGUGGACGAGUAUGUGGCAUUUAAAGUUAAUCAUUCGAGGGUUUAUUACCAAGUUUACUCACACACGAAGCCGAAAGGCAAUCGAACNUAAUCUACCGAUUAGAUUUUAACAGACUUUUAUCCAUUGCGUAGCACAAUUGGUUUCAAUAGAUAAUUUAUCCGGGAGAUAUAGAGCUAUCAGACGUUAAACAACCGGUGCCAGGUUUUUAGUCCUUACCAACAACCCUGCCUGGUUUGUACUUGUUCAAGGCCAGAGUGAUUCUGCGUACCUUAUUUACCCUAAGCAGGAAUUGUCACACUUGUUACAAUGCAGUAAUCUGGAUCGGUUUCAUAGGAAAGUACAUUAUUGCAAUUAUGAUUAUGAUUAUGAUUAUGGUUAUGAUUACUAUCAUCAUUAUUCUUAUUAUUAUUCGUUUUUUUAUUAGAUUUGCGCCAACGGUAAAAUCCAAUUUGAAGAUCAAUGGAGUUAUUUCUGGCCCCAAAAAUUUGGCAGGGCUUACUGGUGGAUGAGAAAUAGGGCGAUUAUUGCCCCAUUUUGGGCGGCAGUGGACGAGUAUGUGGCAUUUAAAGUUAAUCAUUCGAGGGUUUAUUACCAAGUUUACUCACACACGAAGCCGAAAGGCAAUCGAACCAGUCAUAUUCUCAAUAUGGCCUCCCAGCACGUACAAAUCUACGAUGGAAGUGGAAAGUUUCACAACUUCUCAGCGACGUGGGUUCUUGUUGUGACUUGGAAAGAUCUAUGUCCGUUCUUCUACUAUGGUUUACCUCGGCUGCAGUGUCGUUGGGUAAGUUUUUUACGAUUUCGCAACUGUAGCCUAAUUUUUAAGUGCUUACGCGCUUAAAUUUACUUACAUAAAUGAAAUAGAGGUGAUGUAUGAAACUAAAUGCGUAAACGUAAAAAAUGAGCGAGGUUUAACUUUGACGCUUACGAGUGACACCUCUCCGCUUACAUUGCUUCUAUUUAACUUACGGGUGUAAAAUUUACGUGCUUACGCGCGUAAAAAUAACGCGAAAGUUGAAAUCCACCCUUAAGGUUUAAUAAAAUUUAUAGGGAAAACAAUGGUUAAACCAGGACCGCUUAAUCCGAUUUAGUUGGGAGACAGUACCUCUUGACGACCAACGAGUGCACGAGAAUUUGCCAAAAAUUAUGUUGAAAUGUUAUUUCUAUUUCUAUAGUUAUUAAAACGACACAACCUUUAUUCGCAGAACAACACUUUUCAAGCUGUCAUCAUUACGGAUGGGUUUAACUCAUUUCUGAUGUACAAUUAUCCAAAAGGAGGAAUACAGUGGGUUGUUGAUGCGCCUGUGUAAGUUUUCAACUAUUAGUGAUCCAGUGCUAUGCCAGACAUCCUCAGGGCCGACCGCUUGUGUCCUUAAUGGCAAGAAUUCGUAUUAGUGGUGUAAGAAAUAAAAUUUCCUUAAAAGAUUGGUUUUAGAGGAGUGGCGUAUAUUUACAUCAACAAUAACUUCGAUUGAGGAUACUCAAUAGGAGAAUAGUACAUCCAACCUUAAAAGAGAGUAAAUAAUGUGACGUAGCCCUGUAGCUAAUCAUACUUUGCGGACCUCUCAGGAAACAGACUUUAGACCCUAAAUUAAAAUUCACAUUUCCCAAUGCCUUGCACUGAGCUCCCUCUACGUCCCAUCAAUCCUCUCUUGUCAAAAUAAGACCAUUAUGUUAUAAGCGGCUCAUUCUUAGAAUUUUUUUUCUCGUUAUCGUAUUGUUAAAUGGCCUUCUUCUUCAUCUAGCGGAUGAAGUUCAUGAAAAAAACUUGAAAGUAAUGUCAGCAUACUGCCCCCUCUAGAACAUUUUGUCAAUACAAAAACACUGUAAUAUAAAACGCCUCUCUUUUGUAGGAGCGACUACCGUUACUGGACACAAGCAACUGGUAUUCCUGUUGCUGGAUGGAACGCGGGAGAUGAUGGAAAUAGCAGCACAUUAAAUAUAAAAGGGUAAGAAAAGAAACUGAACCCUUAUAAAUAGACCUUUUUACCGAUACGGCGGCCACAUCGAAUUUACUAGAUUUUAGGAGUAUUAUGGGAUGCCCAGGGGGCACUCGCUCAGUAUUUACGCGCGCUUUUCGGGCCAAGGGAGAACUUCACUGUAUAUUUCUAGGAAAAAGGCCCUUAUUUUUACAUCCAAACACGGCACAACGAUCUUUUUUUCCAAUUACAAUCUUUUUCCAGGAAAACUUACAGAAAACUUGGCCCGAAAAGCGCGCAUAAAUACUGAGCGAGUACAUCGGAUCGUGGUCAUGCCCCCUGGGCAUCCGAUAAUACUCCUUAAAAGAAAUUAAUUCAAUAUGGCCGCCGUAUCGGUAGAAAGGUCUAUUAAGCUGCACCAGCUACAAAAAGGAUUUACUAUACUCAGGGGUCCUCGUCAAGUUUUGGACAAGACAGCCAGGAUGUAAACGUGGGUGGCUUGCCAGUCGAUGGCUGAGGGCAUUUUCAGGCUCUCAUUCGCCUGUCUCACACUACCACAUGAAGUAGCCUGUUUUUUUUGUUUUUUUUUAGCCGGUUGCCGGUACUGAAUGAGAACCCUGACUGGCUUCUCUCCAUAACGAAAUAACGAUAAAGGCGGAUUUCUCGAUUUCUCUUCACGUUCAGUUUUGUUUUGCGUACAUUUGCUUCAAAUUGCCAAACUUUUCAACCACUUUUCAGCAGUCCUAAAAUGAUGGAAUAAUAUGAUUAUUAAUUCUUUAAAAUGACGAGAAAAUUUAUUUUCCCCAGAAUGUGAUAAGCCCCUUUUAACCCUAGUGGGUGGUUAUACGGCAUGUUCCUGGAGACAAACACAAGACACAAACUCCGUUUUGGGUUUUCUCGUUCAUUUGGUUAGGUUCUACCCAAUCAAUGCACCCCGAAAAACAACAACACUGGUGUUCCAGACUGUGAGUAAGUCAUUUGACAAUGAUUCCGAUUUGUUCUCCUAACUUUUAAAUGGCAACUUUGACGCUAUUAUCCUGAGAAAACAGCCUACAUUUCGCAACCACUAGCUUCCCCGCGAAAUGACGUCUGAGAAACGAGCACAGACAUUCUAUAAUGAUGACGCGUCACUACCUGGGUGUUGGUAGUGCCUGCUAAUUGGUCGUGCCGUGUGGGAAAUUUUCUUCAACCAAUCAGUGGCGUCGCAUAUUGUAGGCUGUUUUAUCAGGCUAUAAUAAAGGCUCUCUUCAUAAGUAAUAGCAUAAGUAAUCCAGUUAGAUUAUUCAUUGGUUUGAACGUUUGUUUCAGCUCAGGAACGCUGGUGGCCAUGUACAACCUCGACAAAAAAGCUGGAAAUACAGGUCUGGCUGGAAGGUAUUUUUGGAGGAUCGAGAACAGAAAUAGGCGAGACGCAAAGGACAAGUGCUUUACAUGGAUCAGUCUUCAACAGCAAGCAACCAUUCUUAACCUGUACAGUUUCCGAAUUCAACUAAACCCAGCUAUGGCUUGCCCUUGUAGUUUGAGUCAGGCCUUACUGGACAGACGAUUUAUCCCAGACUGGUGGUUCACUGGACGCGAUGGGUGCUUUAUAACUAGGCGUCCUGUAUUAUUCGAUGAAGAGCGGAAGACUGUGAUGAGACAGAGGUGUUGCUACUCGAUAGAGUUUGGAUCUCUGUUGAUUGGACCUCCCAAUGGAGGUCGUUUAUAUCUUACCCCCUUUGAGCAUCGGUGGAAUGCACAGAAGGUUUUCUAUGACUCUGACCAGCAGGCAUAUGAGUUUUGUUGUUUCGGCUCUGCUUUGUGCGAUCUGUUUUACUCCUAUCGUCCAUCUGAUGACUGCGCAGAGUACAGAGUUCCCCGAAGGCGUAAGUUUUUUUUUCUUUUUUGCUAUACAUCCUUAUAUGUAAUGAAGAUGAUUGAAAUGCGGAAAUAUAAAUUUAAUGAACUUGUGAUCGUCGCAGUGGUAAUUUCCAUUUAAGCAAUUGCAAAUUAACCCGAAAAAAGUGGCCUGCUCCUAAUGUACGUAAGAGCUCAGUUGGUAGAGCACUGCAGCACUAACGCAGCGGACGUGGGUUGGAAUCCCGUGUAAGUCUCGAAAUUUUUUCGGGUUAAUUUGCAAUUGCUUAAAUUGCAACAACUGCGACGAUCAUAUCUUCGUUUAAAUAUGCUUAUAUGUAUUUGCUAUGUUCUGAGGGUGUUAAUGAUUAUGUGUCCGUUAAAAAAGUUAACGUCUAAACUUUAAAAUCAAUUGCCUCAUAUCCUUAGCCACAAUGGGCUUGAGAAAACCUUGACUAAAAAUGCUCGUAAAAUUCAAAACGUUGUGAAAAAUCUAGCUAGCUUUACUUUGUCAGCAUGGGUAGGUCUAUCGAUUAAUGUAGAACAAAUCAAAAUCAGACUUGGGUGCAAGCAGAUCUGGCGCCACAACCACACCCUAGAAUCCUCCCCCUUCCGCCUUGUGCUGUACACUAAUCUUGGUGCUGUUGCGUUUUGCCAUUACUAUGUUGUCAGCAACGUUGUUUGUGGUACGGUUUUUUAUGACAUUUGUUUGAUAAUUAUUAAGUGGUAUGAUGUGGUAUAAUGACCAAAUUUUUUUGAGAUUACCAACUGGGCUUUUGUUUUGUUAACGAAGGUUGGGCUUGGGGAGAUCCUCAUUUUGUCACACUGGACGGUGCGAAUUAUACAUUUAACGGCCUUGGCGAGUACGUGAUGAUUGACGCCCAAAAUGGAACCUUUCAACUACAGGCUAGGACAGGCCUUGCUCAAGGAAAUUCCACGACUGCAACAAUUUUUACUGCCCUGGCGGCUAAAGAGAGCAAUACUGCUUCUGUUGAAGUCAAGCUAAGAGAUGGAGGUAAGGAGUCAGAGAAAGUGGAGUUAAUCUUAUAGGACUAGGUUUCUUCAGAAAGAGAUUGGACAAACGACAUUGUUUUUCAAAUCACAAAUAGAUUGGCUCAUGACAGUGUGUUCAGUUACUGACCUUUCUCAGAGCCUUCAACUUUAAGUCUAUCCAAUUCUUUUACAUUUAGCAUCGUGAGCAGCCAUUUUGAAUUGUGUGUGACGUCAUUUCCUCCAACGUGAAACUACGAGAAGGUUUUCCAUUGUUGCUAGUUUUCCAAACUCAAAAAGCCUCGAGAGCUACACCCUUUGGGGCGGCACAAACCUGUAUAGCUUAUAUGAGGGAGUACCCCACCUCUGAAUGACAUGAAGGUCAUAUUGCAAGAUGUUGUGGUAGUUUUAUUUUAUUUUUUUUUAGUUUUACUAGCUUUUCUGGACACUGGCCUGCACAGAGGAAAUGGGCACGAACGGGACUCGUAGGUCCCAUGCAAGGUGCCAUCCCUAUCCAACCCCACAACCCGUAAAGGUUGGCCACACCGCCGGGGUCUUCGUCCCCUACUCUUUUCGAACAGUGGUGUGGGUCCUUUUACGUCCCACAUGAACAGAUCAGAGAAAGUGCUGUAAGACGGGACCUAUGGGAAGACUAGAAAGUCUAACCAUUUGCAGAUGUCAUUACAAAGGCAGCACUUUCUUCUCAGUUAUUUAAAGACCCUAGGUGUUGGUCCGGCCGGGGUUUGAACCCGCGACCUCCCACUCGGCAAGACCGGCGCUCUCUCAACUGCGCUAACCAGGCGGCGAUUAUGUAACAACAACGAAAUCACACGCAUUACUCUCACUGGCCUGCGAGCGAGCUCUCCAUGUGGGGAAGGUAGGAGAGGACUCACAUAUAGGUGUUCUCACUUAUAGGGAUAUCGCGAUAACAGUACCCAGAGAAGUAAGCAGGAAAAACAGCGAGCAGAGUAAGGAGAACGAGGACGUGGGGGACAGUUCUAUUUUCUCUCCCUCACCCUUUCUUCGGAAUUUGUUUUUUGUCUCCGCUCUCCAUUUCACGCCGCUCUCAGCUCCUACGCGGGAAACCCUAGUCCGAUCUCCAUCUUAAAAAAGUACUUGGCCUAUUAUAUUGUCAAAGGAGGUGAAUGCAAACGGCAGGAAUCAACUUUGAUAGGUGUACGUGUUAGGGAAGUGUCCACCUUGUAGAGGUUUCUGUUAAGAGAGACUCUUGGAUUUUAACUUUUAUGUUAUGCAGAGAGAUAUAAUUAUCCUUUCUGUGCCUUUUUUUUUAGGAGGAAUCGAAGUUCUGAUUGACAGGAAAGCGUACGUUGGCUACAACAAUUUGACAAAUCAAAGUGUAGAACUGAUUGACGAAAAUCUUUCUGUCUCCAAACCAGAGGAAAGCUGUUUCGAGGUAUAUUUUCCAUCAACAACAUCCAUGCAGUUUUGCGAGAACAAGAAAAUGCUUUCCUUUGUUGUAGUCCCAGCGGAAAUUUACAAAAACGCAACGAAGGGGUUGCUAGGAACUUGGAAUGAUGACCCAAGUGAUGAAUUCACACUGCCUAAUGGGACGGUGUUAGGAUCAUCUUCAUCGCUGAGAGAUAUUCACUUUGGCUUUGGUGUUACAUGUAAGUGUGAGUUGUAAUGCAGUCUUACUUGAUUAUGAAAGCGAUACAUAUCACAAUGAAAAGAAAAGACGGAUGGUCAAACGUGCCACUCGCGCUUAGAAUCUUCAAAGACAUUGACCCUCUCACUGCCAAGAGUGCCGGCCAAAGUCAAAAUACGACAAAUUUCCAAAUUUCAUUUUGUAAUAUGCUGAAAAGCAAAUUUAAAAGAUUAUUCAUUGGUUUGAACGUUUGUUUCAGCUCAGGAACGCUGGUGGCCAUGUACAACCUCGACAAAAAAGCUGGAAAUACAGGUCUGGCUGGAAGGUAUUUUUGGAGGAUCGAGAACAGAAAUAGGCGAGACGCAAAGGACAAGUGCUUUACAUGGAUCAGUCUUCAACAGCAAGCAAACAUUCUUAACCUGUACAGUUUCCGAAUUCAACUAAACCCAGCUAUGGCUUGCCCUUGCAGUUUGAGUCAGGCCUUACUGGACAGACGAUUUUUCCCAGAUUGGUGGUUCACUGGACGCGAUGGGUGCUUUAUAACUAGGCGUCCUGUAUUGUUCGAUGAAGAGCGGAAGACUGUGAUGAGACAGAGGUGUUGCUACUCGAUAGAGUUUGGAUCUCUGUUGAUUGGACCUCCCAAUGGAGGUCGUUUAUAUCUUACCCCCUUUGAGCAUCGGUGGAAUGCACAGAAGGUUUUCUAUGACUCUGACCAGCAGGCAUAUGAGUUUUGUUGUUUCGGCUCUGCUUUGUGCGAUCUGUUUUACUCCUAUCGUCCAUCUGAUGACUGCGCAGAGUACAGAGUUCCCCGAAGGCGUAAGUUUUUUUUUCUUUUUUGCUAUACAUCCUUAUAUGUAAUGAAGAUGAUUGAAAUGCGGAAAUAUAAAUUUAAUGAACUUGUGAUCGUCGCAGUGGUAAUUUCCAUUUAAGCAAUUGCAAAUUAACCCGAAAAAAGUGGCCUGCUCCUAAUGUACGUAAGAGCUCAGUUGGUAGAGCACUGCAGCACUAACGCAGCGGACGUGGGUUGGAAUCCCGUGUAAGUCUCGAAAUUUUUUCGGGUUAAUUUGCAAUUGCUUAAAUUGCAACAACUGCGACGAUCAUAUCUUCGUUUAAAUAUGCUUAUAUGUAUUUGCUAUGUUCUGAGGGUGUUAAUGAUUAUGUGUCCGUUAAAAAAGUUAACGUCUAAACUUUAAAAUCAAUUGCCUCAUAUCCUUAGCCACAAUGGGCUUGAGAAAACCUUGACUAAAAAUGCUCGUAAAAUUCAAAACGUUGUGAAAAAUCUAGCUAGCUUUACUUUGUCAGCAUGGGUAGGUCUAUCGAUUAAUGUAGAACAAAUCAAAAUCAGACUUGGGUGCAAGCAGAUCUGGCGCCACAACCACACCCUAGAAUCCUCCCCCUUCCGCCUUGUGCUGUACACUAAUCUUGGUGCUGUUGCGUUUUGCCAUUACUAUGUUGUCAGCAACGUUGUUUGUGGUACGGUUUUUUAUGACAUUUGUUUGAUAAUUAUUAAGUGGUAUGAUGUGGUAUAAUGACCAAAUUUUUUUGAGAUUACCAACUGGGCUUUUGUUUUGUUAACGAAGGUUGGGCUUGGGGAGAUCCUCAUUUUGUCACACUGGACGGUGCGAAUUAUACAUUUAACGGCCUUGGCGAGUACGUGAUGAUUGACGCCCAAAAUGGAACCUUUCAACUACAGGCUAGGACAGGCCUUGCUCAAGGAAAUUCCACGACUGCAACAAUUUUUACUGCCUUGGCGGCUAAAGAGAGCAAUACUGCUUCUGUUGAAGUCAAGCUAAGAGAUGGAGGUAAGGAGUCAGAGAAAGUGGAGUUAAUCUUAUAGGACUAGGUUUCUUCAGAAAGAGAUUGGACAAACGACAUUGUUUUUCAAAUCACAAAUAGAUUGGCUCAUGACAGUGUGUUCAGUUACUGACCUUUCUCAGAGCCUUCAACUUUAAGUCUAUCCAAUUCUUUUACAUUUAGCAUCGUGAGCAGCCAUUUUGAAUUGUGUGUGACGUCAUUUCCUCCAACGUGAAACUACGAGAAGGUUUUCCAUUGUUGCUAGUUUUCCAAACUCAAAAAGCCUCGAGAGCUACACCCUUUGGGGCGGCACAAACCUGUAUAGCUUAUAUGAGGGAGUACCCCACCUCUGAAUGACAUGAAGGUCAUAUUGCAAGAUGUUGUGGUAGUUUUAUUUUAUUUUUUUUUAGUUUUACUAGCUUUUCUGGACACUGGCCUGCACAGAGGAAAUGGGCACGAACGGGACUCGUAGGUCCCAUGCAAGGUGCCAUCCCUAUCCAACCCCACAACCCGUAAAGGUUGGCCACACCGCCGGGGUCUUCGUCCCCUACUCUUUUCGAACAGUGGUGUGGGUCCUUUUACGUCCCACAUGAACAGAUCAGAGAAAGUGCUGUAAGACGGGACCUAUGGGAAGACUAGAAAGUCUAACCAUUUGCAGAUGUCAUUACAAAGGCAGCACUUUCUUCUCAGUUAUUUAAAGACCCUAGGUGUUGGUCCGGCCGGGGUUUGAACCCGCGACCUCCCACUCGGCAAGACCGGCGCUCUCUCAACUGCGCUAACCAGGCGGCGAUUAUGUAACAACAACGAAAUCACACGCAUUACUCUCACUGGCCUGCGAGCGAGCUCUCCAUGUGGGGAAGGUAGGAGAGGACUCACAUAUAGGUGUUCUCACUUAUAGGGAUAUCGCGAUAACAGUACCCAGAGAAGUAAGCAGGAAAAACAGCGAGCAGAGUAAGGAGAACGAGGACGUGGGGGACAGUUCUAUUUUCUCUCCCUCACCCUUUCUUCGGAAUUUGUUUUUUGUCUCCGCUCUCCAUUUCACGCCGCUCUCAGCUCCUACGCGGGAAACCCUAGUCCGAUCUCCAUCUUAAAAAAGUACUUGGCCUAUUAUAUUGUCAAAGGAGGUGAAUGCAAACGGCAGGAAUCAACUUUGAUAGGUGUACGUGUUAGGGAAGUGUCCACCUUGUAGAGGUUUCUGUUAAGAGAGACUCUUGGAUUUUAACUUUUAUGUUAUGCAGAGAGAUAUAAUUAUCCUUUCUGUGCCUUUUUUUUUAGGAGGAAUCGAAGUUCUGAUUGACAGGAAAGCGUACGUUGGCUACAACAAUUUGACAAAUCAAAGUGUAGAACUGAUUGACGAAAAUCUUUCUAUCUCCAAACCAGAGGAAAGCUGUUUCGAGGUAUAUUUUCCAUCAACAACAUCCAUGCAGUUUUGCGAGAACAAGAAAAUGCUUUCCUUUGUUGUAGUCCCAGCGGAAAUUUACAAAAACGCAACGAAGGGGUUGCUAGGAACUUGGAAUGAUGACCCAAGUGAUGAAUUCACACUGCCUAAUGGGACGGUGUUAAGAUCAUCUUCAUCGCUGAGAGAUAUUCACUUUGGCUUUGGUGUUACAUGUAAGUGUGAGUUGUGAUGCAGUCUUACUUGAUUAUGAAAGCGAUAGAUAUCACAAUGAAAAGAAAAGACGGAUGGUCAAACGUGCCACUCGCGCUUAGAAUCUUCAAAGACAUUGACCCUCUCACUGCCAAGAGUGCCGGCCAAAGUCAAAAUACGACAAAUUUCCAAAUUUCAUUUUGUAAUAUGCUGAAAAGCAAAUUUAAUAGUACUAUGUGAAAGUAAUGCAAACGACGUUUUAUUUGAAUGGUCACACCAUAGGAUUUCGUCGACAGACUCAAAAGUUACGACCACAUUACAAGACUCCAGCCUUUAGUACUCUGGCAAUGAAAGGGUUAGCAUCACGACUUCUGUAAAGGACAAGACAUAAGAACAAUACCUUUUCAUUGAUUUCGUGAUUUUCAUGCUUUGAUCCUAGUUACUAGCGUAGUUAUAAUGUUUACCUGAUUUUCUAUUGGUUUUGUAAUGAGAUAUUUCGGCGUCCCCACGCGGGUAUAAAAGCGCGCGUUAGCGUCCUUUUGGUCAGGAAAAGUCAAGUAGGAUUCGUGUCGUAACAUCGUUUUUGUGGUUUGUUUUAACCUUUGGUACAAGCGGGACCGAUAUGUAAGUGAUUUCUUUUGUUUAGUUCUUUGUUUAGUUUCGUUCUUUAGUCUGUGGGCAAAAGUACACGAAUGUUACUGUACAAGUAUACAGAUUUAAGUUUAAUUGAUUUAUAAUUGUUUCAUGAGCGAAAAGCGGAUUUGAACGCCUGUUAGAGCAACGCCCACACUUUUGCUUUAUAGUACAAGGAUUAAGAUCAGAUUUAUAGAGUUAUUGUCUAAUUUCAGUUUAUGUAGCCUUUAAUUAGAUUUUACCGUCUUGUUAUCGACCUAAUCGUUAUAGAAUCGCUUUAUUACCGUUUUCAAGCUUCAGUUUGUUGAUUACGCGUUAUUUGUCUUAGUAUCGCCCUUUUGCCAAAUUGAUAGAGAUUUUUGUAUUGUUAUUUCAGUUUACGGUCAAUCUUUGGUCUAUAGAUUUUGGUCUUUGGAAUCUGGAAUUAAAUCACCGUUAACCGUCACCUUUGGUUUUCCGUGGUUUUCUUGUUUAACCGACCCGUAAAAUAGUCCCUAACCUAACCUGCUGCGACAGACCCCUCGAAGUUUCGUUUCUCGUUUGUUUGUUUGUUUGGGUCGUCGCCAGCCACAACUUCAAUUAGUCAAUAACAUCAAAUCAGAGUUCAAUUGACCAUAAAAAACUCGCUUUCACUCUGAAAAUGACUACCACAAAGGAUGUCAACACUUCAGUCACUUAAUCUACAACAGUCCUAUUCGAUUUCGAGUUUACACUUACCUGGACGAAUAUAUUCAACUUACUCCUGGCUCCUGAGUUCAAACCAUUUACAAUACAGUUAUAUUGCUAAACACUGUAGAUUACGUAGAUUACGUACGUACUUAUGUAAUUAUGCCAUUGCACUACAGUACCAAUUGGAGGCCCUUUAAGACGCGUAACUAUCCAAACUAGGUCAAACGAGGGUCGAACCUACAACCCUGGUGAAAACGUGUUGGGACACUUAAGGAGAUGAGGUGCGAAAACACACCCUGCUUAUUAAAAUCGUAUUUAACCUGUUAUAAAUGCUUGGAAAUGUUGUUGAAAGAGCCUGUUUCUGCUGUCCCCCUCCCCUCAGCCAUGUUGAUUGUGUUCAGAAAGAUUUGAAGCCAUAACGUUAAUACUGAACCGGGGGGGACGGGAGGGAAGAGAAAAUGCGUCAUUUUAACCAGCUGUUGCGUUAAUGUCCAAAGAGUUUUGACCAGGGUUGUAGCUAUAAACUUUUACAACAAUACCUUUUUUUCUUGUAAGUGGAGCAGUUAUAUUUGGUAUUCUAAAGAGACUUCGUGCAGUUCUGAUUGCUUUAGUCUCAAAUGUGGCAUGAACUAGCACAGGAGCAUCGCGUAAGCAGAGUUAUAUUUGCUAACGAAUGUGUCGCAAUAUUUUAGGGCAACUCACACAAGUCCAAUCUUUGUUCACUUACGGUGAAAAUGAAAGCGUGGACACUUUUGCCAGGCCUGACUUUGUGCCCAUGUUCUCCGACAAUAUCGUUUGGUCUGACAACAGCGUAAGAUUAGCUGCCGAAGAGCAAUGUGGGAACGAUAAAGAGUGCUUAUUUGACGUAGCCUCCACAANAGAGAAAAUGCGUCAUUUUAACCAGCUGUUGCGUUAAUGUCCAAAGAGUUUUGACCAGGGUUGUAGCUAUAAACUUUUACAACAAUACCUUUUUUUCUUGUAAGUGGAGCAGUUAUAUUUGGUAUUCUAAAGAGACUUCGUGCAGUUCUGAUUGCUUUAGUCUCAAAUGAGGCAUGAACUAGCACAGGAGCAUCGCGUAAGCAGAGUUAUAUUUGCUAACGAAUGUGUCGCAAUAUUUUAGGGCAACUCACACAAGUCCAAUCUUUGUUCACUUACGGUGAAAAUGAAAGCGUGGACACUUUUGCCAGGCCUGACUUUGUGCCCAUGUUCUCCGACAAUAUCGUUUGGUCUGACAACAGCGUAAGAUUAGCUGCCGAAGAGCAAUGUGGGAACGAUAAAGAGUGCUUAUUUGACGUAGCCUCCACAAAUGACCUGUCCGUUGGUAUCGCAACCAAAGACAUAAGUGCACAGCUGGUGAACGAAUCAAACAUUCUUGGUAAGUUGUGUGCAUGGCUAAUAUUUCAAGGAAAGGGGGUAAACAUAUACAGUGAAACCUCCAUUAAGCCAACCCCCAACAAAGCGGACACCCUCUAUUAAGCGGACACUAAGCCAGGUCCCGAAGGUGUCUGCUUAAUAAAGGCAGUUGUUAACACCAGCGUGUGCCUCACCCUUUGGCGGGGAUUAUCGGUAUUUGAAAAAUAUGGUUAAAAAUUAGUAAAUGUGGCCUCGUCCUUACAAACGAAAGCCAGCUUAAGCCAGCUUAUUUAUCUACUGCCUUAAUAUAUGAUUUUGAAUUCGAUGUUGAUAAUUUUUUAUAUUUUACGUAACAUGAAAUAUAAUCAUUUCCCUCCUUAAUUCCAAGACACACCACCUACACCGCCCUGACUGGGACAGCGGAACAUUUAACCAAAUUUGGGAGAGGAGAGCGGAAUUAAUUAAGAAAGUGACUUGCAAUGGGGAGGCUCAGUAAUUCUUUAUGUCAUAAGGAAAAAGGGGGACUAGCCCCCCAGCAACCCCUUGGGCUUCGCUAAUCCUGACUGAAGGACUGGGUCAUGUAGCAGCUGCUCGGAAGAAAAGUCACCAAUGGUGCGAUUCCCUAGUCCCAAACAAUACUGAAACAAUUGGAAGAAUGACAUGUCAUUGUUUCCUGUGACCAAUUAGGAGAGACCUUAUUAGCAGCUCCCACACUACUUGAAGGAUUAACCCCGUGGCCAGGAGGCUCACCGGCUUUCCAUAGAAAAGGCUUUUGAGGCUUUGUUGGAUUAAUUUAGGUUUCUGGGAAACUCACCGCCUACCCCUCCCCUAAGCCAACAUUUCGCCCUAAGUGAGAAGUAAGUGCUAAUGCUAGCUUAGGGGAGGUGUAGGUGGGCAGUUUCCCAGAAACCUAAAUUGAUCUGCUGCGUUCACACUAUACCGGAUAGCUUUUGCACCAGCACGUAGGGCUCCUGUUCACACAUAAGAACGGUGAUUUUGGCGCGAUUUCUGCAACGGAGCGAAGUUGCGCCUCGCGUAUCUCUUAAGUGGAGUGUCACGUAUCACUCUGCUAUUGUGUGAACAUAGCCUAAGAUACGUUAACGGUUUAGUUUGAAUUACUUCAUUUUUUUUUUCUUUUUAAAGAGAACUUUCCGCCCAAGUUUAUAAAUCUACCAAGUGCAUUGAAUGUUACACUUCACGAAACACUUCAGUUGGAGAUUACUGCUGAAGAUGACGGCAUGAUAACCUUUGUAGUACUAAAUAAACCUCAUGGGGCCACAGAAAACCAAACUGGAAAUGUUCUUCAAUUUAUGUGGCCCGUUAAUUCAACAAAAAGGGUAGGCGGCCUUGCUAACUGAUUUAUGAUUAUUUAAAUUAACUCGUGGAAAAAGGGUUAUAGACAGUAGACGUCAGCAUCGGGCAAUGCAGCCAACGGCAAGCACACCAAAUAGCCCCAAAUGAUAUGGAAAACGCAAGAAAAGGGAUCGGCACCUCGAGUUUAGCUGCACCUGUUACACGGAGGUUAUGCAGUGGAGAAACCAUUUUGGGACCUAUUUAUGUUCCAGUGCUUCCAGCCGUGAGGAAGAGGGGGGAGGAGGGUUCAAAAAAAGUUGCCACAGGUAAUGGUAACACAGUUAAAACCCUGCGACCAGACGAGGAAUGCGCGCUGCGCAUGCCGAGAGUAGCAAUUCGCAGACUUGCUCAAUUACCCAGUUAACUAUGAUGUGCGCAGUAACUCUCUUUUGAAGUUCAUCCAUCUUGACAUUUUAAGAAGUGUUUGCACGAGAUUAUAAACCUUAUCUAUAUCAAUCGUAUAUAUACAUCAAUCUUUUAAGAAGUGUUUACGCGAGAUUAUAAACCUUAUCUAUAUCAAUCUCUUUAUUCUUAUAUUGUUACGUUCUUUUAGGGAAGCUAGAUCAGAACACCGGUGUUUUGGGUAGAAGUCCCAUAUUUACCACUUUUUAAUUACACUGUAGCUUCAGGAUUUCUCUAAUUCCUGAGCUCCGAGGCAUUUUUAAAAGUUAUAAACGAACGCGCGUAUCAUGUGGUCAUUAUUUUUAAGGAGGGCGAGGAGUGCGUUCUCUAUUUAAUGGGCCUUCUCAUUGUUUUAGAACCAGCAUAUCAUUAUUGUGUUCAAUAGAAUAGAUUAGUUGGCAAUGUUUCAUAAUGACCCUUUGUUCCCCUUAGUGACCUGCUCUUCCAUUUUUUUGACGUUAUCAGGAACAGUGGAGGAUUUGGUUGGUGAUACAACUAUAAACCAGUGGAGGAUCUAGGGGAGGGGUCCCCGCCUUAUUUUUAGACCAAACUUCUCGAUUCGUCAGUGUAACUGAAGGUGUUGUUUUUGUUUUCAGGUUAAUAUAUCGUUUGUAGCGAUUGAUGACAAAGGAGCAAGUACCACCUGGACCCCGACAAUAAACAUGUGCGCCUGCCAACAUGGUGGUCAGUGUGUCCCACCAGAGGAAGGUGACGUACUCAACACUGACAGCAAAUUUGUGUAUUCAGGGUGCGCAUGUCAGGACGGUUACUCAGGAAGGUUCUGCGAUAGUAACCUUGAUGCCUGCGAGGUGAGUGGUCAGCCGUGUUACGCAGGUGUUGAAUGCGUUGACCUACCACCGCCAGCUAAUGCUACUGGAUACACAUGUGGACCCUGUCCAACCGGUUUUACCGGAAACGGUGCUCAGUGUGCGGGUAAGUGGAAUUGAGGUACAUUUGUGUAUUACUAAGUUCAACUUACGCAGAAAACCAUCAUCGUCAUCAUCAUCAUCAUCGUCGUCGUCGACAUCAUCAUCACCAUUUAAGAGGAAGUUGUCCUUCGGGAUGGUACUUUUCUUACCUAAAUCAGUGAAGAGGAGGAUAUGCCUAAAUUUAUCACGGCUUCAACAAACUGAAAACGCAUGUCCUCUAACCAUCCUUCGAGCAAACGUUCAGCACAGAAGACGGGUUAAUUACGAGAGGGCUAGAGACAGGGCUCUCUUCUCGGGGCCCCCCGCCAGUCUGGUCGAGAAUUUGCUGUUCAACCUCGUCCCCAGGGCUUUUCCCUUAAAAAAUCAUUGCAAAUUAAUAACGUUCAAUGUUUUUCAUGUUAAAUUAUCUAGAUAUAGAUGAAUGUGAUAGCGGUCAAUCAAACAACUGCGAGCAACUCUGCACCAAUCUACCGGGGUCGUUCUUCUGUGAUUGUCGUGAAGGCUUUAAGCUUAAUGCUGAUACACGCAGUUGUGACGGUAAGAUGUAAUUUCUUGGUGUCAUCACAGCUCAUAGGAAAUGCUAACUGAUACACAGGGAACUGGACAUCCACCCAUUUCCGCUCUUAACAUCAAGUACCCAUAGAAACAUCAUCACCGCGCGGUGAUUAUAACAUUGAAGGCUAGCAUUUUCAAAAAUGACAGCCAGAUUUCUUGAUGUUUCGGAGUCGUAAACUGUUUAAUUUAAAGAAAAUGCUGUUCCUCAAAAAACAAAAGAUGCUACAAAAUUUGGACCGACAGUUUAAAGCCCCAAAAUCUUUCAAAAAUGUGUCUCUUUUUCAUUUUAUUUUCUCGAAUAAUCAUCAAUGUAAUUAUACUAAAACAAUUAGUCCCCUCAGGCGACGUAAAUAUCGGCGAAUAGUCACCGAGACGAUUCGCCGAUUGUUAAAUACUAUAUGGCUACAAUUAGUAAGCCAAUGAUCCUCUUUUGAAAAAAUAAAUGAAGUCUAAAACAUGAACUGGCAUUCACUACGAAUUUCCAUUUUAAUUCAAUACCAAAGUGCAUGUUAUGGGUCACAUGGUUCAUAACUUAAUUUCCGUCAAUAGGACGCUAAGUUCUUUAACCUCAGUGUACAACGUAACUUGCGGUCAGACGUUCCUCGCCUGUUCGGCGAGUUCUCUUUUUGACUAUAAUAUAAUGAAUCGUUUAUUUUGGCCAACCUUGUUCGGUGAAGAUGACUUGAUAUUUCUGGGAAACUGCCCACCUACAUGUACCCCUCCCCUAAACCAACAUUUUGCCCUAAGUAAGUGUUAAUGUCGGCUUAGGGGAUGGGGUAGGUGAGCAGUUUCCCAGAAACUUAUUAUGAUCCGAUAUUAUUUGGUGCCAUUCUUUUUUGCGUUGAUAUCAACCUCGACUUUUCCUCGGUUCAUAAAAAAAGGGAAAAAGAACUUGGCCAAUAUCACGCAGCCUUUUUGACCCCAAGCUUGGUCAUGUUUUCCCUGCAGAUAUCAAUGAAUGUCAACCAACGAGUGACUGCAUGCAGCAAUGUACCAACACUCAGGGCAGCUACACAUGUUCAUGCAACGAGUAUUUCACACAAGAUCCUAACAACUGGAAAAAUUGCACAGGUAACUUCAUUCUUUUAUUCAAUUACUGAAGAAAACAAAGUCGUUUUAAUAUUUGACGAUUUUCAAAACUGAUAUUUAGACGGAAAAACUUCAAUACCAGGUUCCAUGAAAAUAUUAACAUUCAGGCAAAACGGUUUAAAUUCCAUAUCCAUAUCCAGAUGAUUUUGUUAUACUUCGUAUAUCGUUCACCCAUCCUUUCAAACUGUGUAGUUUUAUGUUUAUGCACAGGUUUCCACCCAGGUUGUCGACAGGUUGUUUGUGUAAUUGGUAAGCACCCAUGCAUUUAUCAGCUGACUAAUGUGUAUUGUUCUCGUAGCUAUAAACCCUUGUUCUGCUGAUCAUGGAUGCUCACAGGUUUGCUUCAAAGGAGCGGGUAACCAGCCAACAUGUGCUUGUUUCACAGGCUACGAACUGCAGUCUGAUGGAAAGACAUGCAAAGGUGAAUUUUUGCUCUUUUUUUUGUUUGUUUUUUGUUUUUGUUUUUUUGUUUUUCUCUUAACUCUCUGCACGUAAUUGGCCCAUAACUCCAAAUGAAGUGUCUGAAGUCAAAACUUAAAGUCUGUUUUCAAAAAGACAACAAUUUCUCUUGAUUGGUAGACUUUCCUCAUUGAUGGUUUCUGAAUUCCUGAGUGUGAGGAUGGUGUUUGAAACCAAACGUGUCUUAAAUCUACCACAAUGAUAACACAUUCCACUUUGACAAGGGGUCCGUCACUGAGCGUGUAUUGAAAAACUCUGAAUUUAAUUUUGUAAGAUCUAAAACGUUUCAUUGAAAUGCUGAAAUCAUAUAGGACUAUAGGGACAGCUCGGCCGGUUAGUCGUUUAUAUAAAGUAUAAAGAGAAGAGGACCUACAAUAGUACCUUGAGGAAUCCGAAAUGUUAGAACUGGUUUACUUGACAAACUAAAGAGUUAGUACAAGGUGACUGCCUUUCUUCACAAAUUCCCUCCGGGUCUAAAGCUAGCCUUUAAUGAGCUUUGCAUUGAUGCGUAAUACGUAUGUAUGCAUGUAUGUCAAAAAGGAGGUAGUGUUUCAUGACAAGAAAAACCACUGAGACUGAGAGAUUUGAAAAUUAUGACACGCAGUGAAGUAUUCAGUAUUGACCACUACAGAAAAUACCAUAACAUACCAUAAUGUUCCCUUUUUGUCAACCCAAAAUUUUGCUUAAGCAGUGUCUUCAGUUUCUCUUGGGAGUUAAAAAGGCCCCAAGAGAAACUGAAAACAAGGCUUAUGCAAAAUCUUUGGGUGACAAACAAAGAGCAUUAUGGUAUGUUAUGGUAUUUUCUAUAGCGGUCAAUUGAAAAACUUCAAGACGUUUGAUCUAAUGUAAUAAAAUACUGGUCGAACCUUUGUUAUUACUUCUCAAAAGAAAGUGAUUUCAGGGAAGGAGAAAUCAAGCAUAAAAAUGAGGAGUUUUAAAUUUUAUUUCCAAACACUCACACUUUUAUUUUCCUGGUAUUUUCUUUAUGAUUUAUUGAUGAGAUAUUUGUGGAAAUUGUAGUUAUUGCCGAAAAACUAUAGAUCAGAAUUUGUAAUUAAAACAAAUGUGCAAAGCGUAGCUUCGUGCAUUUGCCUGACAAACUGAUUGGUAUUUUUCAUCUCGGGCCUGCAUUUCCGUUCGUCACCUGAGCUAAACAAAACUCCCUCGCUUGAUGAUCCCAAGAUUCAAGAAAGUGUUAUUCAUGAUUACUAUUGUUUAAAUUGUUUAAUUUACUCAUCCCUAUAAUAUUUAUAACCAUUCUUUUUACGCCUUCAUCUUUUCAGAUAUCAAUGAAUGUGAUCCGGUAAUGCCUCGUCAUCGCUGCUUACAGCUUUGUGAAAAUACCCCUGGGAGUUUUAACUGCUCGUGCAUUACGGGAUUCCAGUUGACCAAAGAUGGAUACGGAUGUGAAGGUUUAUAAGCUACAACUACCAAUCAUAGAAUCUGAUUCAGCUUAACUAUAAAUUUCUUCCGCACACCUGUACCACUGAUCACAAAAUUGAAAAGCUUAUAUGUGACUUCAUGAGACAAAUUCAGGAAAAAUUGAAAUUUAUGAAUACCUAUCCCUUUCUAAGAGUCGCCAGUGUUGUUGAAUCUCACGAUGACGCACCUCAAUGGUAUGUUUUACCUUUAAAAAAAAUAGGACGAAACCACAUGGACGAAGGGAAAAUCGUCCAAACUUCGUAUAAAUUUUUCUUCUUUUACUUGCUAUGGCUCCUAAUUAAGCCCAGUAAAAUAGUUGCUUGAAAACCCGAAACAAAUACACGUUUCUGAGUGGCUAGAAAGAAAUACAUACAGUAAAAAUCCACGUCUAAGAACCUAAAAUUUAAGAACCUGUUAGGCCAAAAUUUUCAUUUUAAACCCCCUUUUCAUAAGAACCUAUUUAGCCUAAAAUUUUCAGUAGGUUCUUAUUUUACAAAAAUGAAGCCAGAGAAGAAAAUACAGCCGGAAAAUAAAUUAAGUCUAGGUUUCAGUCAGUAAGAUUCAAAAUGUAACACAGCAUUUUAAGGAUACUACAGCGUGAAAGACAUGCAUGCUAGUAGUUUGGAAAGAUAAAAUUACUGCAUGGUUAUCAUCUAAACUGUAUUCUAUAUAAUUAUUUAAUACAGCAACAUAUUCCAUAUCACAUAUGCCCUGUAGUGGUUAUCUGUGCUGAUCGCUGGUGCCCCCGCCAAAUUAAGAACCUAUUUCAGAACCUAAGUAGCCUAAAAUCGCACUAAAUACCUUUUCUAUAAGAACCUAUUUAGGCUAAGUUGGAAAAAUCUAGGUUGUUAUACGUGGGUUUUUACUGUGUAUGUAUACCAUCAAAGGUUGUGAUAUUUUAUGGUAAAUCGCUUAAUUCGCUUUGUUAUUUUAUAGACGUUAACGAGUGCUUGUUUGAGGAGUUAUACACCUGUGUUGACGAGUUUCAAAGGUGCGUUAACACUCUGGGCUCAUACAAGUGUGAAUGUGACCAAGGACUGUAUUUCAUUGAUGGAAAAUGCAGAGGUAAGAAAAAUUUCACUCCACUUCGCAUUUAUUUUCGUUUUUCAUUUCAUUUCUGGCUUGAGUGGCAGUGUAGGUGACCACGGCGGACUCCAAUCUCUCGAUGACUUCCACUGUAACCUCUUACAGUGUUUACAAAUGUAGUUUCAAAAAAGGGAAGGGUUGUUUUGACUUUGCAAUUCCCACUUUUGUGAUUGGCUAAAAGACUUCAUGCCACUUGUGAUCAUUACAUGCUCAGUCACGUGCCACUCGAGUGCACCUUCUUGCCUUUAGCACCCAUUACAUACCCAACACUAUUCAAUGGUUAAUGUGAUUCUCUGCGCGUAAUGUUUACUGGCGAUAUGUCUGGAAUCUACGAAGAACUCGACGAAAUUGCUUGUGGUAAUAAAAUUCAAAGGACACUUUACUGUUUUGUUUUUUUAGGUUUAAAUAGAAACGAAACCGCUCCAACUCCUACUAUUCCCCCGGCGCGUGUUCCGUCACUAGAGGAAGAGAAAGAAGCUGUAAAAUUCUCAAUUCCACUUACUACAGACCAAGUAAGUGAGUGAAGAAUUAAGGUUCUCCAGCCCUCCAACAAACCGCCUUAUCCCCGAUCACGUGUAAAUUUGUAAACGUCAGGUGUUUAAGUAGCCUGGGAAAACAGUCGACAUUUCUCGACGUCACCAAUGGUUUCCCCGCGAAAUGACCUCUGCGAAACUGGAGCAGAAAUUCCAUACUGAUGAGGUGUCACUGCCCUGGUCUGGGUAGUGUUUCUGGUCGGUUUAAAACUUAUUUCUGUUUGAAAACGAUGUUAUAAUUAUACAGCAGACGUCGGCCAGUUAAUGUGUAAUGCUCUAGCAAAUGCUGCAAGACACAAAUGAGCCAGUUACGAUUGGUUUUUCUCCUUAUUUAAGCCUUUACUGAAGCCCAGAAUCUCAUAAGGGGUUGAACUCUUAUGAGUUUCUGUGAAGUCUCAAUAGCUCCCCACAGUUCCUUAAAAACGUUAGUCGAGAGAACUUUUUUUGAGAAUAAAAGCAUUUCCCUCAGGUGAUCAUUUCAUUCUUUCAUUUAUUCUCAUAACCUUUCCUCUUGAUAAUGUAUUUGCAUCCUUUGAAAAAAAUUGUUGUUGGUCAGUCAAGGGUAAAUGACUGAUCUUAAGACGUAAAACGUAGCUAUACAAACUACUCCUGAAAGCCGCUCUUUUUCUACUCGAUAAUGGUGAAGCCGAGCAAAUUAAUCAUUGUUUGCCAAGCAAUCACGAUUUUUAGAGAUGAGAAACAGUUUAGUUUUGGAGAAGAAUAUAUAUCUAAGAAGAAGAGGACACUACACCAUUUCCAUUUAUGUUUUACUUUGUUAAUUACCUAAAGCGUACAACGGACGGCUUCAUUUUUUGACUUUUGUUAAUUAUUUGACAGUAUGAAUGGGACUUCCAAACCGACAAGUCUUUCAAGGAAAAAGUUGCUUCUGUUACGACCAGCUACUGUACUAGGAACAGAAGAAAAUGUGCGCUGAAGGAGGCAAAACGAAAAAGGUAAUUAUCAAAUGCGAAGCAGUAAAUGAGUUUUUCUAACGUAUUUACACAAACCCCUCCUCUAUAAAAAGUUUUUUUGGCGGGAAAAUUCGAAAGUUGAUACAGUGAAACCUCUACUAAGCGGACACCUUCGGGACCUUCCCAAGUGUCUGCUUAAUAGAGGGUGUCUGCUUAAUAGAGUUUUGUAAAAAUUGCGCAAUGUUUGUUAAGUUCCAUUUUGCUGAGGAAACUAAGGAAGCUAAGGAAGCUAUACUGUACUUUGCGCAAGACUUUUAGGUGAACUUUGAUCGCGGAUGACAAUUAUACUGCCACAUAUUGGUCUAAUAUACAGUUUACUGACAGCUAAAUGUAUUGAUUUACCUUUAUUAAUCGACUACAGUACGUAUUUCAAGGAAGUAAUCCAAUACUACUAUUGUCAAUUCAGUCCGGUGUCCGCUUAAUAGAGGUUUUUACCAAUAGAAAUUAGCCACUACGAUUUAUUUUAGUGUCCGCGUCCGCUUAAUAGAAGUGUUCGCUGGUUAGGGGUUCGUUAUAAAGGGAAAUAUAAGACGUUAAUUUCAGGAGCUAGAGGUUUCGCUGUAUGUGUUUUCUACCUCCUACUUAUAGUCAGGGGCAGGAGCUCAUAUGAGCUCUUGUCAAGGUCGCUAUUAGAGACUAUUGAGAUUGAACAAUUACCCACUCUUUUGUAUGACCAGACGCGCCCUCCCUUUCGACUUCUAUACCGCUGACCAAGUCAACCUUUUGCCUGAUUACCCAAGCAACGCGUCUGGCUCCCUCCAGGUGGCUUUUUACGUCUUACAGCCGCUGGGACUUUUCAUCGGAAAUACCUCCGUAUUACCUCGAGACACGCUCGUCGACAUUGUUAAAACACACGAAUCCGAGAUCGAGGCAACCAUCGGCGCCAACAUUUCACGCGUGGAAACUUUGUUUCAAUCUCCUUCGACACCAACAACAAAACAAACGACAACAAUGAUACCAACGGAAGUAAAAGAGAGCGAUGAAGCGAGCAAGUGGAUUGCAAUUGGUGUUGGAAUUGGAGUGUUUGUUACCAUUUUGAUUUUGUUGGUAAUUUUAUGGUAA